UUUUACUUCCGGGUAGAUGUUCGCGAAAUACAUGUGGAGAGUGAUUACAUGCUUCUUCCUUGAGUUGUCAAAUUUGUUAGCAAAAUUUUCGUUUUUCUUCUAAAACACAAAACGAGUGUUGGUACUUCGUGCACAGGCAGACAGAAUAGAUUUUGCCUACUACAGAAACGUAUCUCCUAAUGCUCACCCACGCCUCACUCAAUAUCCCCAAAUAACCUUAUUUUCAGUCCUCAAAUUUUGUGGAUAUUCCCCGGCAGAGAGAUGGAUGGCAAUGUGAAAGAAAAGAGGAAACAUCAGCAGAAACACAGUGGGCCAAAGGCGGAAAGAAAGAAACUGAGGAAACAGGGAGACUCAACAGAGAAGGAUGAACGCAAACGCAACCCCAAAGCCUUUGCAGUACAGUCUGCUGUACGCAUGGCCAAGACCUUCCACAGGUCGCAGGACAUAAAGACCAAAAAACACCACAUCCCCCUGGUUGAUCGCACACCCCUGGAGCCUCCUCCAGUGGUGAUUGUCGUCGUCGGACCCCCCAAGGUGGGGAAAAGCACCCUGAUCCGUUGCCUGAUCAAAAUCUUCACGCGUCAGAAGCUUGGAGAUAUAUGUGGCCCUGUAACCAUCGUCUCAGGGAAGAAACGGCGUCUCACUUUCAUGGAGUGUAACAAUGACAUAAAUACCAUGAUCGACCUUGCAAAAGUAGCUGAUCUGGUUCUGAUGUUGAUAGAUGCCAGCUUUGGCUUUGAAAUGGAAACGUUUGAGUUUCUCAACAUCUGCCAAGUGCAUGGUUUCCCUCGCAUCAUGGGUGUGCUCACUCACCUGGAUUCCUUUAAGAACAACAAGGCUCUAAGGAAGACCAAGAAAACUUUAAAACAUCGCUUCUGGACAGAAGUCUACCAGGGUGCCAAGCUUUUUUAUCUGUCUGGCAUGGUGUACGGGGAGUAUCAAACACAGGAAGUGAAGAACCUCGGCCGCUUCAUCUCCGUCAUGAAAUUUCGUCCUUUGGUUUGGCAGACAUCCCACCCUUAUUUGCUUGUUGAUCGCAUGGAGGAUUUGACUGACCCCGAAACGAUUCGAACGGACUCAAAGUGUGAUCGGAGAGUGUCGCUCUAUGGCUACUUGCGAGGCACAUAUUUGAAAAACAAAACCCAGGUCCAUAUUCCAGGUGUUGGAGACUUCGAGGUUGCAGAUGUGAACUUUCUGCCUGACCCCUGUCCACUUCCAGAUGCUCAGAAGAAAAGGGCACUGAAUGAGAAGGAGCGGCUGCUUUACGCACCCAUGGCUGGAGUCGGUGGGGUGGUGUAUGACAAAGACGCCGUGUACAUCGACCUUCCUGCAUGCCAUGUUCUUCAAGACCAGGAGGUGAUGAGACCCAGCACAGAGCUUGUCCAGUCUCUUAUUGAUACACACGCCACUCUAGAUGCCAAGAUGGCUGCCAGCAAAGUGACCCUCUUCAGUGGUUCUGCGACUCUGGACUCGGCAGAUGUCAACGCACAGAGCAGAGAAAACGAAGGCCUCACGGAGGAGCGUAUUUGGGAUCCGAUGAGCCACCGAGAGAGAAGAAAGGUGAUCUUCAACGAAGAAGAGGAAGAUGACAAAGGGGACUCCAGUGGUGAUGAUGAUGAAGACAAUGACGACAGUGACGCUGAGGAGCAGAAUGAGGCGCAUGAAAAUUUUAAAUCUUCAAGUGAUCAAGAUGGACCAACGAUAAAGAAACGCAAGCUGGAGAUGAAAAAAGACGUUGUGGAAGGAGCGGCCGAGUUGCCCGUUUUUGCCGACAGUGACGAUGACCUGGAGAUGAGUGGCGACGAAGAGGAAGCUGGUGGAGUGGGUGACUCUGGGCAUUGCUCCGAAGAAGAUGAGGAUGAAGUAGGGAGUCAUGAUGAUGAUGUUGAUGAAGAGUGCGAAGAGGAAACUCAAAUCACAAUGGAAAAGACAGCGAGCGAAAGCCAAGAGGAAACCCAAGAAGAGAUCGGGGCUCUGCGGUGGAAAGAUUGUCUGCAGCAGAAGGCAUCUGAAACAUUUUUACGCCACCAAGAAGCUAUGCCCAACCUGCGAAAACUGGUCUACGGUUCAGUUGCUGAGGCAAAAGAGGAGGAUGACGACGACGAGGAGUUGGGAGGACUCUUUCAUGUCAACCGCGCUCAGAAGAGUAGAAGGUUUCAAGCAAAUGGUCUUGAUUGUUCCCAUUUUAACCCCGAUUCCUCCCGCAACUGGGAUCUGGAGGAGAUGCUGAACUCCAUACGGGAUUGCUUUGUAACGGGGAAAUGGGAGGAGGGCCAAGAUGCCGCCACACUCCUGAAGGAACAUGACGAGGAGUACGGAGAUUUUGAGGAUCUGGAAACGGGCGAAGUCCACAAAGGGGCUCAGGAUAAAGCUGAGAAUAGUGAGAGCGAUGACGACGAUAACAACGAAGAGACUCCGAUGAAGGAGGAUAAGGGUGAAGUCCAGAAAAACAAGCGCUUGGAUAAAAAACGGAGGCUGAAAGAACGAUUUGAUGCCGAGUACGACGACGGAGAUGCCACUUACUUUGACGACCUCAAGGAGGAGAUGCAGAAGCAAGCCGAGUUGAACAGGGCAGAGUUUGAGGAUUUAGACGACGAGUCGAGAGUGCAAUAUGAAGGAUUCCGGCCAGGAAUGUACGUCAGAUUGGAAAUCUCCUCGCUACCUUGUGAAUUUAUCACAAAUUUUGAUCCUCACUAUCCCAUCAUCCUCGGUGGUUUGGGCUCCAAUGAGGGGAGCGCUGGAUAUUUACAGAUGAGACUGAAGAAACACCGCUGGUAUAAUCGCAUCUUGAAGACACGAGACCCACUCAUACUAUCGCUAGGCUGGCGUCGCUUCCAGACCAUGCCCCUUUACCAUAUCGAGGAUCACAACGGGCGACACCGGCUUCUUAAAUACACACCACAGCACAUGCACUGCGGUGCCUCCAUCUGGGGUCCAAUUACACCGCAAGGAACGGGAUUCCUGGCUCUGCAAUCAGUAACCGGAAUUAAUGCCAAUUUCCGGAUUGCAGCAACCGGGGUUAUCCUCGACCUGGAUAAGUCGGUGACUGUUGUCAAGAAGCUCAAACUCAUCGGGUACCCGUACAAGAUCUUUAAGAACACAUGUUUCAUAAAGGGCAUGUUCAAUACAGUGCUGGAAGUGGCCAAAUUUGAAGGGGCCUCUAUAAGAACAGUGUCAGGCCUCAGGGGUCAAAUCAAGAAAGCAAUGUCAACGCCAGCAGGAUCCUUUCGAGCUACAUUUGAGGACAGGGUGCUUAUGAGUGAUAUUGUGUUCCUGCGCUCCUGGUGCAAAGUGUCCGUUCCACAGCUCUACAACCCUAUCACGUCUCUGCUGCUCCCUGUGGGUCAGAAGGACAGCUGGGCUGGCAUGAGGACCCUAGGGCAGCUCAAACACGACCUGGGAAUUCGCAACAAACCCAAUCAAGACUCUCUGUACAAGCCUGUGGUCCGUACAAAAGCCCAUUACAAUCCCCUCCACAUCCCCAAAGCACUGCAGAAGGCUCUUCCCUACAAGAGCAAACCAAAACUGAUGCAAGGGAAAGGAAAGACGCCGAGAGACCUCCAGAGGCCCACCGUGAUCAGAGAGCCUCACGAAAGGAAGGUGGCGGCUCUCCUCCACGCUCUCGGUACAGUCCAUCAGUACGACACGAAGAAAGCGCACGCAGUGAAACAUGCCAAACACAAGGAGUUCCUGCAACAGAAAGACAAGGAGGAGGAGGCCAAAUUGAAGAGACAGAAGGAAGCACGUAAAAAACUUUAUCGCGCCAUGGGCCAGAAGGACCAAAAGAAACUAAAGUCAAGUCUUAAAGGGGCAUCAUCACAAGAUUUCUAAUAAGACAUGGUUUCACUCAUUUUAGUUGGUAUUAAAUUAUGUAAAGGUGAUCCAAUCUUGUUUUAUUACAACAUAAUAAAUUGGUUGUCAGUGUGACUGUGAUUGAUUUAUGAUCACUCAUGAUGUGAAUGGAGGCUGUCAAAACAUUACUUUAUAUCAGGAAUUAAAAUUGUACAGAGGUAAAUGAUUGACCAGUA
Syngnathus acus (greater pipefish) is the source of this 4028-nucleotide messenger RNA. RefSeq names its product BMS1 ribosome biogenesis factor (gene bms1). Bases 262 to 3831 code for a protein of 1189 amino acids. The record is from RefSeq and is a predicted model, not a curated record. NCBI's taxonomy places the organism in Eukaryota, Metazoa, Chordata, Actinopteri, Syngnathiformes, Syngnathidae. Gene Ontology annotation, molecular function: GTPase activity; GTP binding; U3 snoRNA binding. Gene Ontology annotation, biological process: maturation of SSU-rRNA from tricistronic rRNA transcript (SSU-rRNA, 5.8S rRNA, LSU-rRNA); endonucleolytic cleavage of tricistronic rRNA transcript (SSU-rRNA, 5.8S rRNA, LSU-rRNA); ribosome biogenesis. Gene Ontology annotation, cellular component: nucleus; 90S preribosome. The transcript is spliced from 23 exons.